AUGAGCCGCUUCCUGGAAAAAAAAGGACAGUUUAAACAAAAAGCAAAUAUUACAGUGAUGGAGAAGGGUUUGCCAGCCAGGUGGGCUGUGAACUUUACCCAGGACACUGGGAGCUGCUCAGUGACCCUCUGCAGCCAGGAGCUGCCGUCAGAGUUCCUGAGAGCCUUUCCCUGUGCUGUGAGGGGUCUCAGCCCAUCGCUGUGCCAGGGACGGGGUGUUGCGUGGGGGGAGCUCUGGGGGCUGCCCUGCAGUGCUGAGCCCUGCUGUGUCCUUGCAGAGAAGGAAGAGAUCGAGCACCCCAAUAACAGCUUCAGCCCCUGCAGCAUCCACGACCGCAAGUGCCUGCAGAAGCAGCAGGCGAAGCGCGUCAACAACGGCAAUAAGAUGCGCAGCAGUGGGAGCCCACAUCCCCGCGAGGAGACCCGGCCCAUUGCACAGGGCUCGUGCCAGAGCGAGCUGCACCGUGCAUUGGAGCGACUGGCGGCCUCACAGACACGGACACACGAGGAUCUCUACGUCAUCCCCAUCCCCAACUGCGACCGCAAUGGCAACUUUCACCCCAAGCAGUGUCACCCGGCGCUGGAUGGGCAGCGGGGCAAGUGCUGGUGCGUGGACCGCAAGACGGGGGUGAAGCUGCCGGGCUUCUUGGAGCUGAAGGGGGACUUGGAUUGCCACCAGCCAGCAGACAGCAUGUGAGCGUGAGCGCGGCCGGGCCGCCCGCCGGGGCCGUGGAGGAGAGGGGACACAUCUGCUGAGCAGCUCCUGGCGCCCGGGGACCCCCGCGUGCCCCCCAUCACUGCUCUGCUGUGCCCAUGGCACGCAGCACUGUGCCACCCCAGCGCUGUGACCGCCACCCAGCAGCCGCCGGUGGCAUCCCCGUCCCUCACAGACCCUGGUGCGGACAGAUGGACACUGCCCGGGUGCCAGCAGGGCUGCUUUUAGGCUGUUUCGGUGGAGAUGCGUAAAGGAGAAAGCAGCG
This is a messenger RNA of Meleagris gallopavo (turkey), 979 nucleotides long. The record is from RefSeq and is a predicted model, not a curated record. Lineage: Eukaryota; Metazoa; Chordata; Aves; Galliformes; Phasianidae.